UCGUCACGUCACGCGGCUCGAAGGCUCGCACAGCUGUAGCUUCACGUUGAACCAACCGCGUCCGCCUCGUUGUCUUCUAUCAAGAAGCGCUGUGUUCAUUCAGCGUAGCUUGUCUGACUGAAGCGAAGGAGAAAACCUGAACACGAGAGCGAGAGGAAAGUUAUGAAGCUCCUGUCAUCGGUUCUGGAGCCGAAGAGGCUGAAGAGACGGUCUGUCUGUGAGAAGGAAGAAGAAAGAUCGAACCUCCGCAACGAUUAUUAGCUACUUCCAUCACUUCGGUUACUGUUUUGUUGUUUUUCGGAGUUUUGGGUGAAUAAGAGGUUUAUCUGCGUGGUGUGUGUUGUAGUGACUUACUGAAGCGGACGGACUGUGUGUGUGUGUGUGUGUGUGUCUGUGUGUAUACAGACCACAUUUGCUUCUCACAUGUUCAACGUUUGCAUCCGAGACAGAGAGAUGGAAAGUCCGCUGACAGUGUUUCUUCUUACUUAACAAGAUCCAGCUGUUUUCACACAGUGGACCAUACAGCCUUCACCCUGUCCCUUCUUCUGGGAUCAGGGUAAGGGCGAUCUAAAAAUGCUCCAUAACAAUACCUGUGAGAACAUCACCCAAAUCCUUGUGGAGAAGAACCCAGGGAACCUGGUAGUGAGUGCUAUUAUGUUCCUGGCCGGUGUGGUGGGCAACCUACUGGCGCUGGCUAUCCUUGGCUUUCGCCAGAAAGAACGUCGAGCUAAAUCAUCUGUUUUCUGCAUCCUGGUGACGGGGCUGGCUCUGACGGACCUGGCUGGUACAUGCUUGCUCAGCCCACCUGUAUUUGUCUGCUACGCGCACAGCACCUCUCUGGUGGGGUUGACUGGAGAUAUGCGGCUGUGCAGCCUCUUUGCCUUCGCCAUGACCUUCUUCGGCCUGGCCUCUAUGCUGAUACUUUGUGCCAUGGCGGUGGAGCGCUGCCUGGCCAUCAGCCACCCAUACUUCUAUUCCAAGCAUGUGCGCCGCAGGUUUGCAAAGGUUGUGCUCGUCCUCAUCUACCUCUUCACGUGUGCCUUCUGCCUGCUGCCUUUCUUCGGCUUUGGACGCCACAAGCAGUACUGCCCUGGCACAUGGUGCUUCAUCAAGAUGGAGGCCGAGGGCGAAGGCAAGGAGGAGGAGAUACAGACACUGUCCUUCUCUCUGUCCUACGCCGUGCUUAUGGCUCUGCUCAUCGCUGUGGUCUUCAUGUGCAACGGCUCGGUCAUUGUCAGCCUGUGCCGCAUGCACCGCAGCCAGAUGACCCGUCGUGGCUCAGUGGUCUCGGCUGGACGGAAGAGAAGAGUGAGCUCCUGGUUCAGUCAGGGCGAGGAGGAGAUGGACCACUUGGUGUUGCUGGCCUGCAUGACCAUCAUCUUUGUUAUCUGUUCGCUGCCGCUCACUAUAUUUGGGUUUGUCAACGCUGUCAGCCCAGUAGGCAACGACCAGCAGAAUCUUCUAGCAUUCCGAUUCUCCGCCCUCAACCCUGUGGUGGACCCCUGGGUUUUCAUCAUCUUCCGCAAGUCUGUCUUCCAGAGUGUUCGUGCAUUCUUCUGCUGCCACUUCCGUAGGGCAGCAGUGAAGGCCACGCCCCAUAGCGGUUUAUCAUUUCCCCUGCAGAGCACAGGACCUGCGAAAUCUGCUGCUCUUCAGAGCAAGACUUACUUAAACAUCCCUCAGUGAUGGACACUGAAGUGGAGCUGUGGACGAUGCUGGACUCUGGAGACUUCAUUAGUGGAAAAAUGAAUAUCAUCCAGGAACAUCCAGGAACUACUUUGAAGGGUAUAUGAAAAGAGAUGUUGUACAGUAUCCCAGAAAGGAUGCUUUCUCCCAAAGCUACUGAAAGAGAUAAUAUGUGUAAAUACAGGACUGAGGCUUCUGAAGGCCUAUGUGUACACGUCUCAGCAUGUGAAGCACAAACCAUGCUGAGUCCCAUUACUGACUGCACUGAAUGCACUGAAUUUACUUGAUUUAAAUGUGAACAUUAUGUACUUCAUGAAUAAAGUACACUACAUUAACACAUCAUUGCCAAAAAUAAAUUGAGAGACACCCUUCAUUUAUUGAAUUGUCACUAAUUGAUUUCAGAAACAGCUUCUUUUUUUGGAGACCUGCUUUCAGUUUUUCUAAUGAACCUGCCGAGAUAUUUUCCCACACCUCCAAAGUUCAGUCUUAGGAGUUCGUUGCAUUUUCUCUUUCUCACGAUUCAAAUAAUCCCAAACACAUUCAAUCAUGUUCAAGUCUGGACACUGGGGCGGGCAGCCCAUUGUUCUGGGAACACCAGCAGCAUUUUUGUUUGAUUCUCUCUUUACUUUUCUCAGUAAAAGCUUCUUGUCAGCUACACAUCCUUUCAGACCCAUAUCGUUAUCUUCUCACAGUGGAAUGAUGGACAGAAUUUUUUUUUCAAACGAGUGGAGUUGAAUUUCUUAAAGAUAAAAGCUUAAAGUUCUAUUUGGAUACAGCUUUGCUGGUCUAUCAGGUCUUGCACAGUUGUUAGUUGUUAAACGUUUUCUAUAUAAUUUUUUUAAACUACAGUCUUGACAAGUUCUGUUUUAUCAGGACUUUUUAUUUUUAUUUUGACUUGGAUUGUCUUAUACUGUAUCUCCUCAGAAUUUUUUCCUGAAAAUGAUAACUUAAACUUAACGACUAGAAAUUAUGAAGGGUGGUCUCUCACUUGCGCAGUACUUGUAUCAGAUAAAUUCAGUGCAUCAUGUUUUUUCAGUGUGAGCACUGAACACUACUUCAGAGCUUUAGAAUAGAACUAUUGGUGUCUACACUCUAGAAUAAGUGGCCCAUUUACACGUAAGGCAUAUGGGAUGCAUUCAGCUUCAGAAAGUUGGUGAUGUAUAGUUAGUACCAGACAAAAUGGCUCCAAAGAUCAAAGGUUGAACUGUUGAAAGUGGUUGGCAUCAUGACUAUUGUAACUUUGUUGUACAGUAUAUUAAAUAUUGUAUUUAAAUAAGAAGUGUCCUUUCCCAAUAUGAAAGCAAAAGCUGGUGAUUGUUUAGUUUAGUGCCUGCAUGUCAAAUAAAGUGAGAAGAUUCCUACUUGAA
Messenger RNA from Pygocentrus nattereri (red-bellied piranha), 3053 nucleotides. It is a transcript of the gene ptgir, whose product is annotated as prostaglandin I2 receptor. The record is from RefSeq and is a predicted model, not a curated record. Gene Ontology annotation, biological process: inflammatory response; negative regulation of smooth muscle cell proliferation; positive regulation of cytosolic calcium ion concentration. The transcript has 3 exons. NCBI's taxonomy places the organism in Eukaryota, Metazoa, Chordata, Actinopteri, Characiformes, Serrasalmidae. The coding region runs from base 574 to 1686 and encodes 370 amino acids. Gene Ontology annotation, cellular component: plasma membrane. Gene Ontology annotation, molecular function: thromboxane receptor activity; prostacyclin receptor activity.